Molecule: messenger RNA, 6374 nt
Organism: Rhinichthys klamathensis goyatoka
Lineage: Eukaryota; Metazoa; Chordata; Actinopteri; Cypriniformes; Leuciscidae
Gene: pcsk5b
Product: proprotein convertase subtilisin/kexin type 5b
Exons: 37
Coding region: 367-5973 (1868 amino acids)
Biological process (GO): peptide hormone processing
Cellular component (GO): Golgi membrane; trans-Golgi network
Molecular function (GO): serine-type endopeptidase activity
Source: RefSeq, a predicted model, not a curated record
GUCCGUACUCUCCCGACUCUCUCUGUAGUUAUUUGAGGGAGGCGCUAGAACCAUAUCUCCACUUUACAAAAAAAGGCAGAAGUAACGGCACUGUCUAGAGAGAACAAAUCAAGCCAAAGCUGUGCAAACAGACUCUUGUCUCUCUCUCUCUCCGUGGCGUCGGAGUGUGUGCGGCCGAUGCGCUGCAGGCUGAAGCGUUCGGAGGCUUGAAUCCAGUUUAAAUCCUGCGCUCACCCUCUGUUGAGUAUAUGUGGAGCUCAAGCGACACUUCUAUGAGAAUCCCCACUGAACGGCGAGACGAAGUUUGGUUGUUUUCCUGAACCGGGGGUGCUGGGGAGAGUCGAGGCGAGAGAGAGAGGGCGAAAGAUGGUUUUGAACAGCCUCCCGUGCGUCCUGGUUUCGCUGUGCUUGGUUUUUUUCUCGUCUUCUCCGUGCAAAGCUCGGAUUUACACCAACCACUGGGCUGUUCGGAUAGCCGGCGGACCUGAGCAAGCAGAGCAUAUCGCCAAUAAAUAUGGGUAUAGAAACCUGGGCCAGAUUGGUGAUCUGAAGGACUACUACCAUUUUUUCCACAGCCGGACGAUAAAAAGGUCGACGCUUUUCAGCAGAGGCUCACACAGCUUCAUCUCCAUGGAGCCAAAGGUGGAAUGGGUGCAACAGCAGGUCGUGAAGAGGAGAAUAAAGCGAGAUUAUAAACCCUCAUAUCCUGGUCCUGUACAAUCCAGUAUGGUCCAGUCCAACUCGAUUUACUUCAAUGAUGCUAAAUGGAGCAGUAUGUGGUACAUACACUGCAAUGAUAACAUCCAUAACUGUCAGUCUGACAUGAAUAUCGUGGGCGCAUGGAAGAGAGGCUACACGGGCAAGGAUGUGGUGGUUACCAUUCUGGAUGAUGGCAUCGAGAGGAACCACCCAGAUCUCAUACAGAACUAUGAUAAUGAGGCCAGUUAUGACGUGAACGGUAAUGACAUGGAUCCCAUGCCCCGAUAUGAUGCCAGUAAUGAGAACAAGCAUGGCACGAGGUGCGCUGGUGAAGUAGCCGCGUCCGCCAACAACUCCCACUGCACGGUGGGCAUUGCUUACAACGCCAAGAUUGGGGGUGUCCGCAUGUUGGACGGAGAUGUGACCGACAUGGUAGAGGCCAAAUCACUGAGUCUACAUCCUCAACACAUAGAUAUUUACAGUGCCAGCUGGGGUCCAGAUGAUGAUGGCAAAACCGUGGAUGGGCCCGCUUCCCUCGCCAGACAGGCCUUUGAAAACGGCAUUAGACUGGGCAGGAAGGGACGGGGCUCGAUCUUUGUUUGGGCAUCAGGAAAUGGUGGUCGGAGUCGAGAUCACUGUUCAUGUGAUGGCUACACCAACAGCAUCUACACGAUAUCCAUCAGCAGCACGGCUGAGAGCGGCCGCAAGCCCUGGUAUCUGGAAGAGUGUUCCUCAACCCUCACCACCACCUACAGUAGUGGAGAGAAUUACGACCGUAAAAUCAUCACGACAGAUCUGAGGCAGCGCUGCACAGACAGUCACACUGGAACAUCAGCAUCAGCUCCGAUGGCAGCAGGGAUCAUUGCUCUUGCUCUGGAAGCAAAUCCUUUUCUUACGUGGCGAGAUGUGCAACACAUUAUAGUGAAGACGUCUCGUGCUGGCCAUCUCAGCGCUCCUGAUUGGAAAACCAAUGCAGCUGGUUAUAAUGUCAGUCACCUUUAUGGCUUUGGGCUAAUGGAUGCGGAGGCCAUGGUGAAAGAGGCAGAACGCUGGAAACCGGUUCCCCCACAGCACAUCUGUGUGGAAAAUGCUGACAAACAAAUCAGAACCAUCCGUCCAGAGCAUGUUGUUCGUUCCGUGUACAAGGCAACAGGCUGCACGGAUAAUGCAAACCAUCAUGUUAUUUAUCUGGAGCAUGUGGUUGUACGUAUAACAAUUACUCAUCCGCGGCGAGGAGACCUGUCAAUCAACCUAACCUCACCAUCAGGGACAAAGUCACAGCUGCUUGCCAACAGACUGUUUGAUCACUCAAUGGAGGGCUUUAAGAACUGGGAAUUCAUGACAACUCACUGCUGGGGCGAGAAAGCUACUGGAGACUGGGUACUAGAGAUCUAUGACUCUCCUUCCCAACUCAGGAGCCAGAAGGCACCAGGCAAGCUGAAAGAGUGGUCUCUGGUACUUUAUGGUACCUCCGUGCAUCCGUACUCAUUCCGCAGUGACAAGCCUCGCUCAGUGGCGGAGACACAGUCUGAUGACGAGUACAGUGAGGAGUAUGUGGGCUCCUGCCACCCUGAGUGUGGGGACAAUGGCUGUGAAGGGCCAGGCCCUCAGCAGUGCAUCACCUGCCUCCACUACUUCCUCAAGUUCAAGAACAACACCAGGACGUGUGUUCCCGAGUGUCCGUCUGGGUUUUUCCGGGACGAUAAGAAGCGCUGUAAGAAGUGCUCUCCGCUGUGCGAGUCUUGUGUCGGCAGUCGCAGCGAUCAGUGUUCCACCUGUCGCCCGGGUCUGUACCUGGUGGAGGGAGCCAACAACUGCAUCAGCUCCUGUCUCGACGGCUUCUACCUGGACCUUGACUCCACCAUGUGCCGGAAAUGCAGCGACAACUGCAAGAAAUGCACCUCGGCGAACAUCUGCACAGAAUGCCAAAUUGGUCUCAGCCUACAGGCGAAUAAGUGCCAACUAAGCUGUGAACCUGGGACCUAUUAUAAUGGGCACCGACGGGCAUGUGAAAAGUGCCACACGACUUGUGCCACCUGUGCAGGAACUGGCAUGGAAGCGUGUAAUGAGUGCGCUCCGGGCUAUUAUUUCGAGGAGUGGCGUUGCGUCUCCAGCUGCAGCGUGGGAUAUUACUUGGCGGAACAAACGACAGACAACGGAGACGUCCAAAAGUCCUGUCAAAAGUGUGAUCCUACAUGCUACGCCUGCGCAGGCCCGGGGGAGAGGAACUGCAGCACCUGCGUCAACGGAUAUAACCUGGAAAAUGGUGUGUGUGUCGUCAGCACCAUCUGCAAAGAUGGGGAAUAUUUAAGCGAACAUAGUAAAUGUAAACUGUGUGACUCAACCUGCUACAAGUGCACUGGACCUGAGAGUGAAGACUGCAUCAGCUGCUUGUCCACUCGGUUGUUUGAUAAUGGGCAGUGUGUGCUCGGCUGUGAUUCUGGGAAGCACGAGAGGGAUGGACAGUGUCAUCUUUGCCACCACACAUGCCUGGAAUGUUCAGACGAGGGGCCUGAUAAAUGUACUCGCUGUGGCAAAGAUAAGUUCGGAGUGGAGCGGUACCUCUUUAAAGAGGAGUGUCGUGAAAGCUGUCCAGGGGGUUAUUUCCAUUCUCCAAAGGGAACUUGUGAUCCCUGCCCUCCAAAUUGCACCGUGUGUACGUCCACAGGCCACUGUCUCCACUGUGCCCCCUCCUACUACCCCAAAGACGGGACGUGUGCCAGACUGCUGUGUGGAUUGGGUGAAGAAGCCGAUCCAGAUCAUGAAGACUGUGUGACCUGUGAAGAGGGCUGUCAGCAUUGCCUCACUGUGGAUCCAGAGCAUUGCAUGUCUUGUUUACCGGACUAUUACCAGUUGAGAUCGAGCUGUCACAAAACCUGCCCCGAGAGGACGUUUGAGAACAAGGAAGGGGAGUCGAGGAAGUGCGCUCGAUGUGAUGAUCACUGUCUGACCUGUGAUGCCUCUGAAUGUUUCCUGUGUGAGGAAGGCUUCUUCCUGUCAGAUGGCACGUGCGUAGAAAGAUGUAAGGAGGGUUUCUAUGGUGACAAGAAACAGGAGUGCGAGCCGUGUCACCACAUGUGUCGGACGUGUGGUGGUCCGGAAUAUGACGACUGUGAUUCCUGUGAAGAUGACAUGUUUCUGGAGAAGGGUCAAUGCAUCAACAAGAGCCAGAUCAAGUGUUCUGACAGAACCUUCCCAAACAGUCAGGGUGACUGUGAGCAAUGUGAUUCCUCCUGUAGGACGUGUUCAGGGCACGACAAAGAGCAAUGUGAUUCCUGUGAGAAAGGCAUGUUUCUUACCAACAGCCAGAUGUGCGUGUCCGUUUGUCCACUUGAGACUCAUGGGAACCAGACGAGUGGGCGCUGUGAAGAUUGUUCAGCAGGCUGUUUGACGUGUCAGGACGCCCAUAAGUGUUUGAAAUGCAAAGAUGGUCCACUCUAUCUGCAGGACGGAAAAUGUGUCCCUGAAUGUAAAAGAGGUUACCCAGAGGCAGAAGUUUGUCACAGCUGUGCUGCGGGAUGUGCUUCAUGUCACGGGGAAGCCAGUUAUUGUCUGAGCUGUGAGGAAGACCACCUGCGUCUCAAACACACCUGUGUGCGUCACUGCCCCUCCAGGCACUUCGUAAAGGAUGGAGUAUGUGAGCUCUGUCUGAACAGUUGUGCCGAGUGUGACCAAACGGGCAAAUGCACUGAGUGUGUACAGUACUACUUCCUACAUGAGGAUCAGUGUAUUGUUGACUGUCCUAAGGGGUACUUUACAGAUGUAGAGCGGAAGCAGUGUAUGUCUUGUCACAGUGAUUGUUCAACAUGUGACGGACCUGAUGAAGAUGACUGCACAUCCUGCAAGGCCGGGUUUGUGACGACUUAUGUACGUUACAACGGAAAGUGCCUGUUCCGCUGCCCAUCAGGAACAUACCUGGAAGGAGCAGAGUGUCGAGAAUGUGACAAGUUCUGCCUGACGUGCUCAGGUCCUCACCCGUCCUCGUGCCUCACCUGCAGAGCGAACAUGAGGAUAGAUGUUAACGGGCACUGUGAGUUCUUCAGCGACUGCUCUCUGAGCACAUUCAUGGGUGAGGACGGGCAGUGCCAGUCGUGCCACAAGAGCUGUCUCCGCUGUUCGGGCGCAAGCAAAGAGCAGUGCCUCAGCUGCAACCCCAAUACCUUCCUGCUCAAUCAAACGUGUGUGUCCUCGUGUCCCGGUGGAUACUAUGCAGAUGAGGACAAGCAAGAGUGCGUUCAGUGCCACGUGAACUGUGCGUCAUGCCGUGGACAUCACAGUAAUGACUGUGUAACCUGUAAACCAGGCCUGCUUCUGCUCGGACACAGCUGCUUCACCUCCUGUCCUCCAAGUUUCUUUGUAAAUGCCACUGGCAGAGCAUGUCAAGCGUGCGACCACACAUGUGAGGAAUGCCUAGGAAGCAGCGGUUUCUGUCUCAGUUGUAGAGAAGGAUACUUUUUGUUGAGAAAGUCCGGACAGUGUCUGCAUACUUGCCCAUCGAAAUAUUUCCUUCACUCUAUGGACAGAGAGUGCAAAAGAUGCCACUCCACCUGUAAAACAUGCAAGGGCUCUGGGGCGAUCUCCUGUACAUCAUGUUAUGACGGUUAUAAAAUGUUUGGAGGAAUCUGCUCGUCUACAUGUCUAACCGGAGACUAUCCCAUUCCUGUGAGUAACACAUGUGGAACAUGUGACCCAUCCUGCACUGAAUGUAAAGGCCCGGGACCCUACAACUGCACCUGGUGCCCUGUUCUUCAGCGCCUCUCGGAGGAUGGGAGGUGUCUUCCCUGCUGUGGAGAGAAAACAUUCAUGGAUUCCUCAAGAAUCCACUCGGAAUGCUGCCAGUGCCAUGAACUGAAUGAUGAAUGCAUUGUCGCGCUGAACUACAACCUUUUCACCAACGAUCCAGAGACUUUGGGUCAUCCUGGCCUUGUUGUUUUCACUUUCAUAUUUGUGUUGGUAAGCUUGUGGCUUGUCAUUUUUCUCUUCCUGCAUUUUCGGCCGAGGUUCACCAUGAAGCCCAUCGUCAAAUCAAAUGGCUAUGCCAAAAUCUCAGACGGCCCGUUCACCUCUGCAACCCUCAAAGACAGCAUAAAGGCGGAGUACUGCGAUAAAAACGAAGGCCAGGAGGAUGAAGAGGAGGUGGACGAGGAUAUUGUUUACAUGGGGAGGGACGGGAUAGUGUAUCGGAAGUUUAAAUACAGCAUGUUGGAGGGGGAAGAGGAAGAGGAGGAGGAGGUGGAGCUGGAAUAUGAUGAUGAGAUGUAUAUUAUCACAUAAAACAUAAAUAGUGUGCUUACUUUCUUUGAAAUGUGCAUAACAAUACUUUAUUUAUUAAUAUUUUGACAUGCAGAAACCCACUAAAUUUCAUCAAUCAACCAUUUAAGAAAUUGUUUACCCAAAUAUCACAAUUUUGUCAUCAUUUAUUCACCAUGAUGUUGUUCUAAAAACACUUGUGACCAUUUCUUCUGUUCUGUGAAACACAAAAGAAGAAAUUUGGUAGACUGUACAAGCUCUUCCUAGCUAACAGGGAACGUUCUCAGAACUUUGGCAAGGUUCUCUCAAAGUUCAGAACAAAUGUUCUUCUAAUGAUGUUAAUAAAACGUUCGGUCAGAGUUAUCUGGUCUUUUUCAAUGGUGACUUUCAUGAAUUUUCAGUAUAUUUCGACUUGGAUUAAUGGA